This is a messenger RNA of Gryllus bimaculatus (two-spotted cricket), 2194 nucleotides long. The record is from the annotation of a GenBank genome assembly. NCBI's taxonomy places the organism in Eukaryota, Metazoa, Arthropoda, Insecta, Orthoptera, Gryllidae.
UGGUAUACAAAGGAGUGCUUUACAACUUUGUUGAAGUGCUGUGUUUUGUGUGAUCGAGAAGAUUGUGUUGUGAAGUUUUGUGGUGCUCAAUUGCUGGGUACUUCGGAGCAUCACUGGGAUCCUGUGUUGGGAGAGCUGCGAGCUUAUCGCUCGGUAGCGUUGGGAAUAUCGCUAUCCCGAGUAGUCGAAAUUCAUCGUUGCGAAGGGUUUUCUAAAAAAGUGAACAAUGGUUCUGAAAACGGAACUACUAUUCGAGUGCUAACAACACCCAAACCAACGAAAUCUAAUGGUUUUAUCGAAGGAACAAAAACCUUAUGGGAAAAGGCGAAAAAAUUGGGCCAAAAGGUUUGGACCAAGACAACACCGCCACCUAAAAGAAAUGUUUGGAUCGUGCCUGUGGAUUGGCGUAAACUGUACGCAACUAGAUCUCCGUGUUCAGAGGGGAUAAAUGGCCAGGGCUGCCUGUCGUCAUCGUCGUCGUCGCAGCUGGCUGGCGUCUCCUGGUGGACGCUGUCCCUGUCGCUGAUGGGGGCUAUGCUGAUGGGGAUCGGAGCGUGGGUGGUCUUCAGGCGAAGGUGGCCCGGCGCUGGCUCCUCGGCACGCGACUCCAUCACCGUGCGCCCCCCGAAACUGCCUUGGCCGUGGUACCCAUCGGGCCCCGAUUGCACCGCUCCCCGCGGGCCCGGCGCCUUUCCGCAGCCGCCGGCCAAAACGACCGGCGGCCCGCUCUCCGCGGUCACAAUGUCCGCGGGCCCGCCCCCGUCGUGGCCCGCCCCGCCGGUGCCCGCCCCCGCCAGCAACCGCGCCAACUCGCUCUACCACGCGACGCCCGCGGCCGCGCGUAACGUGUACGCCACGCCCACUCCACACUCCGCGUGGCCGGCCGGCGCCAACGAGCACGUGCACAUCUACGAGAUCCCGCCGUAUUUCCCGAGCUUCGACUUGGCGGAUCAGGAAAUCGACACUACCGCUCUGAAGAAACCUGCUUUCGACACGAAGCAAGCCAAGUGUUAGGCCGUGACUCUCAAAGGGCGUGUUCAGGUUUUACUGAUCGCGAUGUUGCAAGAGUUGCAUCGAUUGAUUGAACCUCAGUCAUUCUGGUGUUUCUCCUACAUAGAGUUUGUAGAGAAGAAAAUUGGUAUAUGCACUUUGACAUUUGUUUUUUCAAAAUGUCAGUUAGCCUCCAAGUAUUAGACCAGAACUGAAAUACGACAUCUCAGUUUCAGUGUGUACAAGUGUAUGUGGGUUUGUGAUUGUCCACAAGAUCUCGCCAUGCUGUGGCUACGCCGAUAGAGUUACGACAAACUACUUCUCUGAAGAAAGCUGCGAAAAUAGGCAGUUCACGUUACAUUAGAUGUGAGCUUGAACUCAGUGCAGUCUUCGAUGUGAUGAUGAUUGCGAUGAUAAUGCUAAUGACGACCAUGGUAGUACUUUCAAGUGGGAAAACGAGUACUUACAGAAAACUGAAAAUUAAUGGGAAUUAGUUUAGCAAAUUCCAAAUAAUAUCAAUCACUUUUGGAUUUGAUUGAUCUGAAAUUAAUUCGAAUCUCAGUUUCAAGGGUGGGAGAAUUAUCAUUAUUUCAAACGCUGCGCAUUUGUUUUUUCGAAAAGAUAAAUGAAUCUCGAAAUAUCAUUGACAGAUCCACCGAAAUAGGUCUUCGUGACCAAUUUUUCACAAGAAUAAAUAACAAUGAAGGCAAGGAUAACAAAAAUAAACAAACUUUCAACUGCUAACAGUUAGCUGCCAAUCGCUUCCAGAUAAGGAACGAUGUCUGUACCCGUCAACUACGAGACAAUUGUAAACGUUGACACUUGUUGCGUUUCCUGUUAAAUAUUCAGGUUGUUGUUUUUCCUAAAUCAUAAUAAUUAAUUAUUUGAGGUGGUAAUUGGAUGUGUCCCUUUCAUCACCAUUUGGUUAUUCAAUUAAAACAUUGAAGUAACAUUGAAAAGACAUUGAAGAAAAAAUUGAGCAUUACGUCAGCGGGUACAGACCAGAGCUCAUGCAUCAUGUAUAAUAUAAUAUAAUUUUUUGCCUGAACAUCGAAAAGACAAAUGCUCACUUGUUUUUCAGUACCCGGUAUGUUAACACAUAUGGAUACACUUUCUUCAGUUAACAGUGUAGUAAUCUACAAUGAAGUACAAUGAAGAUGUAUUUAUAAUAUGAUUGUUACAAUAAAAAAUAUGUAGAUGAAUA